AUGACGCGUGAUGAAAGAAUACCGACCGCACUUAACAUAUUUGAAGAAGCCGAAGCUGAGUUAUAUAAUAUCUACAAUGAUUGGUUUGGAAACUGUAUAGGUGGUGGAGUUAUAGAUCAUGAACCAGAGAGUAAAAAAAUUAAAGUCUUUGGAUACUCUGAGGGAUUAGGCAGAGCUGAUCACGAACUUGCCAUUAGUAUAUUGAAGAAAAAAUAUACGGAUUACAAAAUGACUUGGUCAAACGAAUCAUAUUAAAAAUAUUCAAGAAAUGUUGGCAAAUUAUGAAUUUUGCAUUGUCUCUUAAUAUAAUUAUUUAUAAAAUCAUUUUUCUAUUAUAUCUUGUAUACUGAUGUGAUCAAACACGUGAAAAAAUAAAUAUCUAAC
Molecule: messenger RNA, 384 nt
Organism: Ceratosolen solmsi marchali
Lineage: Eukaryota; Metazoa; Arthropoda; Insecta; Hymenoptera; Agaonidae
Product: 14 kDa phosphohistidine phosphatase
Exons: 3
Coding region: 1-255 (84 amino acids)
Biological process (GO): peptidyl-histidine dephosphorylation
Cellular component (GO): cytosol
Molecular function (GO): protein histidine phosphatase activity
Source: RefSeq, a predicted model, not a curated record